UCAGGAUUGUGUACUACUGGCUCACAGAAGACCACGCAAGAUAGCUUUUCUGCGGCGAGAAGGAGAGGGGAUAUCAACAUGUCAGUGUAAGCCCGCUCUCUUUCUUACCAAAUGCAUUUAGUUUCUUCCUUUUAUGUGUUUUCUACGUUCUAGUGAUAUCUAUACGCUUAUUUUACGUUUCCCUGUACAUGACAUACGGCCUGAUACUUUGACUUGUCCUGCCUCUCCUGCCUAUAAAGCAGAAAUGCAGUUCGAGCAAAGCCUUGCAUGAGUGUGUGAAGUUGAGGGUUAAGAGUAAAAGAGGCUAGCCAUGGGAGUUUUGAGCGCGAGCAGUACAGUAGACAAGCGUCCAUAUCUGGGAGGUGUUAAGGUGCUGGUGGAUGGUGGUAUGGGUAUCGUCCCGGAUAUUUAUAUCCAGCCCGAGCACCAGCGCUUGUGCAAGUCCAAAGUUUGCCCCGACACACAAGACAUUCCAGUGAUCGACCUCCGGGAACUCAGCAACAGCGGCAACAGGCCCAAGGCCAUCGCGGCUAUCGGACAAGCCUGCCAAAAGUGGGGAUUUUUCCAGGUGACAAAUCACGGAGUCCCGGUGGCGACGACGGAGAAGAUGAAAGAAGUGGCCUAUGAGUUCUUUGAAUUGCCGGUGGAGGAGAAGAUGGUGUAUCACGCCACCAGCAUGUCUUCCAAGAUGACAAUGUACGGGACGAGCUUUAAUCCUUACGAGGACAAAACCUUCGACUGGCGCGACUACCUCCGGCACUCCUGCAAUCCUCUCUCGGAAGAAAACGUCUCGUCGUGGCCGGCGAAUCCUCCCUCCUACAGGGAGACUGCAGUUAACUACAGCGAGGCAGUGGGCUCUCUCUGCAAGUCACUAUUGCGGGCUCUCUCGGAAAGCCUCGGCCUCUCUCCCGAGUUCCUGGACGCGGCAUUCGGCACACCAAACGAGCGCUUCCUCCUGCUCAAUUACUAUCCGCCUUGUCCCGAUCCGGCGCUGGCUCUCGGCCUGAGCAGCCAUUCGGACGUGGGAGGGAUCACAAUUCUGCUCCAGGACGCAACCUCGGGUCUCCAAGUGCUCAACGAGGGUCAAUGGAUUCCUGUCAAGCCACUCCCCGGUGCCUUCGUUGUAAACGUGGGAGACCAGCUACAGGUUUUGAGCAACGGGAAGUACAAGAGCGUCGAGCACCGGGUGGUGCUCAACUCGGAGUGCCCCAGGCUUUCCAUCGCGCUCUUCUACAACCCGUCGUUCAAUACGGUGGUGUCGCCGGUGGAGGAGCUGCUGGACGAGAGCCACCCGCCACUCUACAAGGAGUUUACCUUCUCCGACUAUAAGAAGCGCUUCUACGCCAAGCUCGACGGCAAGGCGUGCAUCCGCAGCGUCCAGACGACCGUGGAAGCCAGCAGCUAAAAACCUCUCUCGACCUUUCCUUUUGUUUCGCCAUAGCUCGCUCGAUAUAGACAAAUCUUAACAGGAAACUCACCGACCAACAGGAUCAACAGGUAUAUAUAGGUAGCCAAUGGCACACAAGCACAAAAAAAAAAAUACUAGUAUACGCGGAAAAGGUUGGAAAAAGCUAGUUUUUAA
Selaginella moellendorffii is the source of this 1582-nucleotide messenger RNA. RefSeq names its product protein DMR6-LIKE OXYGENASE 2. The transcript is spliced from 4 exons. Lineage: Eukaryota; Viridiplantae; Streptophyta; Lycopodiopsida; Selaginellales; Selaginellaceae. The record is from RefSeq and is a predicted model, not a curated record. Bases 311 to 1405 code for a protein of 364 amino acids.